AUGUUACCUAUAGCUGAAAUGGAAGAGGGCGCUAGGAGGCUUCUAUCGGCGAACGCAAACCGCCAUAGAAAAACCCGAGAUCGCGUGGUAACGGCUGAAAUUCGAGCUAUUCGACGACGGCGUGGCUGGACUGUAGUAGGUUCUGAAACUAGGUGUCACUCGUCCCAGCCACUUUGGCAUCUUGCCCGCACGGAUAUAGCCGGGGACAUUGCUCGUAUCGCAUAUUUUCGGGAAGCCGUGUCACGUGCAUGCGAUAAGCAAUAA
This is a messenger RNA of Leptosia nina, 264 nucleotides long. The record is from the annotation of a GenBank genome assembly. Lineage: Eukaryota; Metazoa; Arthropoda; Insecta; Lepidoptera; Pieridae.